Molecule: messenger RNA, 282 nt
Organism: Trichomonas vaginalis G3
Lineage: Eukaryota; Parabasalia; Trichomonadida; Trichomonadidae
Exons: 1
Coding region: 1-282 (93 amino acids)
Source: RefSeq, a predicted model, not a curated record
AUGGGUUGUUGCUGCUCUUCUGAUCCCCCAGUUGUUCAAGCGGAUCAAAAAGCAGAAGCUGAAUAUCCAGACCCAGUUAUUCCUGUUGCAGCGGCACAUAAUAAAUCAAUUUUCGACUCACCUUUCCAGAAAAAGACAGAAUCUGAACAAUCACUAUUAGAUCAACCUCAGAAACCUAAAUAUCCUAUCAACGAUGAUGACGAUGAUUCAUCUUCUUCAGUUGAUCAAGAAAUGAUAAAGCAAUUGUUAAACGAAGUCGAAGUUUCCGAUGAUGAUAAAUAA